CAAGCGACUAAAUGUUUAAUUGCUGCAUGAAAGCAUAUAAAUGCAUAUGCCCUUAUUGUUUUUCCUCCUAAUACAUUCUUAAAUCUAUCAUAUAUACGUGCUUGCUUUCUUGCUUGAUUGCUUUUUGUUGUUUUUCCUUUCUUUUUAUGAAAGCAAAACAAAAGCAGUUGAUCUGAGCUUGGAUAUAGCAGCUUAGGCCUCGUUUGAUAUGCAUAUUAGUACUAUUUAAUACAAAUCCGGAGAGGCAGAGGUGCCAGAGGAGGAGGUGAAGACGAGCUAAUAAUAAUUUAGAAUAAUUGAUAAAGGAAAAGGAUGGAGCUUAAGCAGCUGUUUGUGAUGGCCUCAAUUCCGGUGUUGAAAGUGCUCUUGAUAACAGCACUUGGCUUAUAUCUUGCUCUUGAUCGUGUCAAUAUUUUGGGGGAAGUUACUAGAAAGAACUUAAACACUGUUGUGUUUUAUGUAUUCAGUCCUGCUCUGGUGGGUUCCAACAUUGCGCAGACAAUUACAUAUCAAAGCAUGGUUAAAAUGUGGUUCAUGCCCGUGAAUAUCCUCAUCACAUUUGUAAUUGGUUCCAUGCUCGGAUGGCUUCUCAUCCAAUUAACAAGGCCUCCUGCCCAUCUGCGAGGCCUUGUACUGGGUUGCUGUGCUGCAGGUAAUUUGGGUAUGAUGCUCCUCGUUAUAGUCCCAGCGGUUUGUAUAGAAAAAGGGAGCCCAUUUGGAGCUUCUGAUGUCUGUCACAUGUAUGCCAUGGGUUAUGCUUCACUCUCAAUGGCGAUAGGAGCCGUUUAUUUGUGGUCCUAUGUGUAUAAUAUUGUGCGGAUAUCUUCAAGAAGGGGCACCCAAGAUUCUAAUCAGUCCUCCGAGAGGUCCUCUACAUCCGACCAAGUAAGUUGCACUGAGCCUCUGCUAUCUUCAAAGGAAUGUCAUAGUAGAGGAAAAGCAAAGGUUGCUAACUCCAUUAAACUACAAUGAUGUUCAUUCAAUUUGAUAAUUUGUUUACGUAUUUCCAACUAUAUUAAGAUUUUUUUAUAGAGAGAACGUCAUUUUUUUUGUUUAG
Malus domestica (apple) is the source of this 1057-nucleotide messenger RNA. The record is from RefSeq and is a predicted model, not a curated record. Lineage: Eukaryota; Viridiplantae; Streptophyta; Magnoliopsida; Rosales; Rosaceae.